AUGACUAUUACUGGAAGCUGCAUGUGUGGUGGUGUAACCUAUGCUGUUGAAGCCGAUAACUAUCUCGCUGCGCUGUGCCAUUGCAUUGACUGCCAGAAGUGGACCGGUGGUGCCUUCACCUCCAACGCCGUCGUCCCCCGCAACAGCUUCAAAGUGACCAAGGGAACCCCAACCACCUACGACGUCGUCGGAGCCUCCGGCAAGAUCAACAAGCACUUCUUCUGCCCAACCUGCGGUUCCAGCUUGUACACCGAGCUGGAGGUGAUGCCGGACAACACCUGCAUCAAGGCAGGUACCCUGGACGGUGGCGAGGCGAAUCUGCGGGGUAAGGUCGAUAUUGAGUUCUACGUUAAGGACCGCCCGAGUUACCUUGCUGCUGUGGACGGUGCGAAGCAGGAGCAGGCUUUUGGUGCUUAA
Penicillium subrubescens is the source of this 417-nucleotide messenger RNA. RefSeq names its product GFA family protein. The transcript has 4 exons. Lineage: Eukaryota; Fungi; Ascomycota; Eurotiomycetes; Eurotiales; Aspergillaceae. Bases 1 to 417 code for a protein of 138 amino acids. Gene Ontology annotation, molecular function: carbon-sulfur lyase activity. The record is from RefSeq and is a predicted model, not a curated record.